Molecule: messenger RNA, 1109 nt
Organism: Saprolegnia diclina VS20
Lineage: Eukaryota; Oomycota; Saprolegniomycetes; Saprolegniales; Saprolegniaceae
Exons: 2
Coding region: 28-1080 (350 amino acids)
Source: RefSeq, a predicted model, not a curated record
GUUUUACACCUUUCACACACACCAGUGAUGACAAACAGCAACGAAGAGCUCGACGAGGGGCUCGCGCGGCUCUUUGGGCCAGCGCGGCGCAAGAGGAAGCGGGGGCGCGAGAUAUCGGAAGCGGAGGCGGUCGCGAUGAUCAAGAAGAGCGUCCGAGACGCGCCCAACCAAGCGCUAGCAGUGCGGCGCGCCCUCGCGUCCAUUCUUGCAGCGCUGCAGAGCGUUGCGCCGCCAAUGCAUCACGUCAUUGCCGUUCUCUCGAGCCUCUUUUCCCGCUCCAAAGUGUUUCGCGACGAAUUCGUUCGAGCGAUGUACCCCAUCUUCUCCCUCUGGGCGUCCAAGCGACUGUACUCGGUGGAGCUCCUCGAGCUGCUAGAGCACUGGGAUGCGCAGUAUCGAUCAACAUACCCCCAGCUUCAUGCAGCGAUCGAGGCAAUACCGCCCAAGUUCAAAGGUCUUCUACACGACCACCGAGCAAAGGCACGCGCAGCGACUGAGGACGCUGCAGCGACGACCCGCAUGACUGAGAUUCAGUACACGCACGUAUGCUCCGAAUUGGGAGAUGCGGAAACAGCCAUCGGUCUUGUAUUGCAAGAGAUGGAAGCGGGCCUUGCCAUACUCGUGCCAACGGUCGAAGACAAGUUUGAGGCGCUCCUGCCGACGCUACCACCCGUGACCGAGGUCCUUCACAGCGACGACAACGAUGACGAAGAGUGGGAAGACGUUGUGCCGUCAUCCGUUGUUGCGCACACCUCUGCGGCGCACUUGACGCUCGCGGACGUUAUUGCUCAGUGCGGUCUCGGUAGCGCCGCGUACUCGCUUACAAUUACGGUGCCUGCCCUACACGCACCAGCGCCGUCACUCGAGCACGUACAGACUGCCGUCAAAGAGGGCGCCCUCCAUCUUCGCAAAAGGUAUUUACCACUGCUUCGGCAAUGGGAGACAACAGUCAACGCACAUGCGUUCUCGUCGCCUGACGUUCGUCGACGUCUUCAGAAACUCCACGACAACGUUCGAUCGACCCUCCUCAAGUGGGACGAGCUUCGUGAAAUGAUCUCUCUGAAUACAAACUCGGUCUAGUUUUACUGAUGUGCAAUUAUAAAGUCGUA